UAACCACAACUGAGCCAGCAAUACAGUGAAAAUGGUUUUGGCGGGAAGGGUACAAACCAAUGUAACACCCAAUUUAAACUCCAACCAAUCCUCAUUCUUUCUCUGCACUCUCAAUUCUUAAAUCGAUUUCUCUCCCCCCUCUCUCUCUCUCUCUAGAAUCGCCAUUUUUCUCUUUGGAACAAUGGUGGACCGGGGCCGGCGACCGACUGUUGCUUCCGGAAAUGGGAAUGAAGACCGCCCAGAGGUUAUUUCGGAAUCACCGGCAACGGAUUCUGAACUCGCUCGUCUUCAACUCCGCCAACGCUGGGAGUUAGCUUCCAUUCUCAACUUUCUUAACGUUUUUGAGCCAGUUCUUGGGGUCGAUUUUAAAAUUUCAGCAGAAGAAAUAGAGACAGCACUUAUUGAGCCAAAUAGCUCACUUGCUCAGCUUCAUGUUGCACUUCUGAAGGGAAUACCCCCUAUGAGCAAACUACUGAAGCAUUCUGAUGGUUGGGUCACAGUACUAUGUAAGAAACUCACAGUUUGGUGGCCAUGGGUAGCAGAAGGGGAUUUUCCUCUUAGUCCAGCCAAAGGAGAGGAAAUAUGCACAUACAAGGCAGUCAAUCCAAUAAUUCGCCUACUUCUUCUUAAAGCACUUUGUGAAAUUCGAGCUGAUCAAGGUGAUAUUUCGUCCUACAUUAAUGAUUCAAUAAAAAAUGGAACUGCUCUAUCAACUUUUCGGAAAGAUAAGCUUGGGGGAGAUGGAAUUGGAAUUUCCUAUUGGUAUGAUGGAAAUGAGACUAUUGGUCAUAGAUUGUAUAAGGAGAUUCUAAAAAUUGAAUCUAAACCAAAAGUUAGGGGGGUGGAAAAUGGACUAGCAAUUAGUUCUCGAUGGGAGACGCUCGCAACUAAUCUUGAAGAAUUCCGUACCUUUGUGGAUAAUGUUUCAAACAGUGAAGUUAAAUGGGAAAAUGCUGUGGGUAAGGCUGUUCAAGCUGAUGUCAUUCCUGUGCUUGAGAAAAUACAAAAGAAGAAAGACAGGGCUCUGAAACGAAAAAGGAGUCAAGAUAUGAUUCUUGACAGUUUUAGACAGUCUGCUGUUACUCGUUCCUGCCGAAAUCGUGGGCAUAUCAAUUAUACAUUUGAUGAUUAUGAUAGAGCCAUUAGUGAGGCCAUAAAAGUAACAAACAAUAGGAGGACUACCAAAGAGCAAAGACACACAAAACAAUAUAGCGAGAAUGGCACCGUUAAUGGAACUGUCGAUGACCACGAGGAUUCUUUAGCAACUAGCUCAACUGGCGAUGAAUCCACGGGAAGUGACACAGAGAGUGAGCAGCAUCCCGGGAGCGAUGUUGCUGAUGACACCAGUGAUGAGAAUGACGGGGAAAAGGUUGCUGAUGACACCAGUGAUGAGAAUGACGGGGAAAAGGUUGCUGAUGCUAGAGAAGAAGACACGAUUACCGAACAUGAUUACCAGACAAAGGAAAGUUGGUUGGAGCACAGGCAUAGGGAUCCUCACUGCAACAAGAGAGGUUCUACUCUUCUCAGAAGAACUAAGGAUAGGUUGAUACAGAGGCCUAUCCUUACUACUGCUGAGUGCGAGGUUGUUCCUGAUUCAGAGGACGACGAAUAGAUGGUGCUGAAAUUGUGAUGGUUAAUUGAAUGAUGAUUGUAGAUUAAGGUUGUAGUUUUGUUCUCAAGUAUGCUUGAAAUACUAGAAUUUAUUCCCCAUUUCCAAUGAAGGGCAACGACUUCAUGAAUGAUUUAGGUAUUUUUUAAAGCAUCCAAGUCAAGAUUGAUUUCUUGAGCUUGUUUCUGAUGUAAGAAAGGUUUAUUACCUUGAACAUCUGGGCUCAAAGCCAAAUCAUGAGAAUGGUAUGAAGUAGAAA
This is a messenger RNA of Ipomoea triloba (trilobed morning glory), 1868 nucleotides long. Its product is annotated as DDT domain-containing protein DDR4. The record is from RefSeq and is a predicted model, not a curated record. Gene Ontology annotation, cellular component: RSF complex. The transcript has 11 exons. The coding region runs from base 182 to 1612 and encodes 476 amino acids. Gene Ontology annotation, biological process: regulation of DNA-templated transcription. NCBI's taxonomy places the organism in Eukaryota, Viridiplantae, Streptophyta, Magnoliopsida, Solanales, Convolvulaceae.